CAUCGAACCCAUGCAUAUACCCCCUUCAUAAUUGUCCGUCAGUCCGUGAGAGGAAAGGAGAGGAGAUCCGAGUGAGAAACCCUAAUCAAGUGCCUACCCUUCCCCCUCCUUUGUUCUUGUGCUUCUCUGGCGUGUUUCUCCUUCCAUCGGCGCCUUCUCAACUUGUUCCUUCGUUUGUGUAGCUUCUGAAUCCCCUGCUUAUUCAGCUUAAGAUUAUUGUGUCUGUCUUCUUUUCGCAGGGCUUCAAUUCGAGAAUAAUUGUGAAGUUGGUGUUUUCUCCAAGCUCACGAAUGCAUACUGCUUGGUCGCGAUUGGAGGAUCUGAAAGCUUCUACAGUAUCUUUGAGUCUGAGUUGGCAGAUGUCAUUCCCGUGGUUAAGACCUCGAUUGGGGGCAUUAGAAUAAUCGGGAGGCAAUGUGUUGGUAAGAUGAGUGUUGAUUUAUCAGUUGUUUCGUAUUAUUCUAGCAUUGAUUUAGGCUCACUGCUCGAGCAUUUGCUUUGGCUUGCAGGAAACAAAAAUGGACUUCUUCUGCCACACACCACCACUGAUCAGGAGCUGCAGCACUUGAGGAACAGUCUCCCUGAUUCAGUUGUUGUCCAGAGGAUAGAGGAGAGGUUGAAUGCUUUAGGAAAUCACGUUGCUUGUAAUGACCAUGUUGCUCUUGCACAUCCUGAUCUUGACAGGGAAACUGAGGAGCUGAUAGCUGAUGUUCUUGGAGUUGAAGUAUUCAGGCAGACGAUCGCUGGUAACAUUCUUGUAGGAACCUACUGUGCUCUUUCAAACAGAGGCGGCAUGGUGCACCCCCACACUACCAUUGAAGAGCUCGAUGAGCUUUCCACCCUUCUCCAGGUCCCCUUGGUUGCCGGGACAGUUAACCGUGGCAGUGAUACUGUAGCUGCAGGGAUGACGGUGAAUGACUGGACAGCAUUCUGUGGCUCAUACACUACGGCGACAGAGCUGUCUGUUAUCGAGAGCGUUUUCAAGUUGAGGGAAGCUCACCCCAGUGCCAUUGUGGAUGAGAUGAGGAAGUCUUUGGUUGACAGCUAUGUUUGAGAGAUGUUGUGGUGCAUGUCAGCUGGGAGUGUGGCACCAUCUCUGUCUGUAGUCCUACAUUGGACUCUUGGAAUUGGAGUGACAGAAUGGAAAAGGAACAAGACGACUAUUGUGGUCGGAGGCUCUCGUCUCAAUUUUACCUUAUCUUGGGCCGAUCCAGGUUUUUGGUCAAAUGAGUGGGCUUUAAUGAUUUAACAUACGCUGCUAUCUAAAACCCAACCGAUUCACAUGACCUAAGGCAGUACCGUCUAUUCAGGCGGGAGAAGUUAGGGUGCUAACUCUCCGUGCUAAUGAAGGGCUUAUUUGGUAUUUUGAAAUAUUAAAAAAUAAGUUAAUUAAAAUCAAAUUUACUUUUCUCUCUCCUGUUUUUACUAUCCAUUUUUUACCGAAAAUUACCACUAAAUUCAUUAAUACUUAGAUUAAUAAUAUUUUUGGCUGU
Linum tenue is the source of this 1493-nucleotide messenger RNA. NCBI's taxonomy places the organism in Eukaryota, Viridiplantae, Streptophyta, Magnoliopsida, Malpighiales, Linaceae. The record is from the annotation of a GenBank genome assembly.